Messenger RNA from Caenorhabditis sp. 36 PRJEB53466, 963 nucleotides. NCBI's taxonomy places the organism in Eukaryota, Metazoa, Nematoda, Chromadorea, Rhabditida, Rhabditidae. The record is from the annotation of a GenBank genome assembly.
AUGUCUCCUUGUUGUGCCGUGCCGGUAUGUCUUCGUAUUCUGUAUGGAAAUUAUGGACCCCCCUCGUUUCAGAUGGCGUCCUAUCAAGUACCGCCUCUUCGUGCCGAAGGAAUGGCCCAUGGCAAAGAAUCCCGUUCUUGGAUGGAAGAUUAUCUGGAAGGAAAGGAUGAAAUUCUUCUGUAUAUAACGGCUGCUCUGGGAGUUCUUAUGCCCGGAUUCGUAUAUUUGCUCUUCCACAAGUGUCACGCCUACUACGAAAGAUACGCAAAGAAGAAGGAAGAACAGCGUCUGGCGGAAGAAGUAGCUCAAUCGGAAGCCGUCGUAAUUGUGCUCGGAUCAGAAGACGGACUGGCUGCUCCGUGGGCUAAAGUGAUCCACGAUAAACUAUGCGAUGAAAUGGUUCGGAAGCCGUUGAUCUAUUGGUCCGACUCUAUGGACGUAAAGGAGUUGAUGGCAUUCAAGGGAUUUUGCGUGUUCAUCGCAGAAACGACGGCUGGCGGACAUCCGACGCCUUCUUCCGAAUGGUUUCUCGAGUGGUUAGAAGACUUGGCCGCCGACGCGAAGCUCAAAAAGAAAGCAAACUUCGACAAGAUCCGUUUUUCUAUAGUCGGCUUCGGAAGCAGCGAUGAUGGACACACCGGAUUCAACAAAGUGGCACGGACUCUCCUCAAAAGACUCAAAAUUGUUGGUUCGAAGCAAAUAACUGAAGUUGAGCUCUUCAAUACAACUGAUACUGGUCAGUGUUUGUAUGGCAUCUAAAGUGCAAAUAUUCGUAUUCCAGACAAACACAUAAUGGAACGAUUCGUGGAAUUCUCGUUCGAACUGCUCAUUCAGAUGGACAAGCAUCUGCCGGGAAUGGGCGGAGAAACCGAUGGAUCCGAGGGUGUUGAGUCGAGUUCCGCGAGUUCAGAUAAUUCUGACGAGGACGAAGAAAUGGAGGAGCACCACAAGAAGUCAAAGUGA